Tetrahymena thermophila SB210 is the source of this 1665-nucleotide messenger RNA. Its product is annotated as SIR2 family transcriptional regulator. Gene Ontology annotation, molecular function: NAD+ binding. The transcript is spliced from 7 exons. Lineage: Eukaryota; Ciliophora; Oligohymenophorea; Hymenostomatida; Tetrahymenidae. The record is from RefSeq and is a predicted model, not a curated record.
AUGAGCCAAAAAGAUAUUUAGACUGAGCAAAUAGAAACAGAGUAAUCCUAGUUAUUACACUCUAAAGACAUAUAGAUAGAUGCUUAAAAUAAGGAGCAAGAGUCUACAUCGCAUUCAGAAAAUUAGCAAUCUACUGAAGAUUCAAAUAGCUCAAAAGAAAUUUACAUAGGAAACGAAAAGAAUUAAAUCAGAGAGGAUGAAGAUAUUAUUAAUACAAAUUGUUAAAAUGAGGUAUUAUCUUCAGAUAAGAAGGCUGAAAUAAAUACUGAUUAAAUAUAGAAGGAAGAAAAUACAAAUUAAAGCAAAGAAGAUAUUUAAAGUGAGCAAAAAGAAGAUAACAAAAAUACAGAUACAACAUAAUAGAAUCAAAAGAGCUAAGUGGAGAUAAAAUCAACUUAAUAGAUAAUACAAGAAAGUAGAGAACUUGACCAAAAAGUAUAAGAUAUGAUAAAACAAACUCAAUCUUCAAUUUAAUAAACUUUAGAUUCUACUAGCAGAACUUUAAAAUCUGUAGAAUAAACAAUGAAAGAGAUUAAUGAAACUAAUAAAAGAUUUGAUCAAUUUAAUGAAGCCUACCAAUCGACGAUGUAAUAGUUUGGGUAAAAGUUACAAGAUGCAUUUGGUCAAGGACACUUGGAGAGUGAAUAUGACUUUAUGCCUCAAAUUUCAGAUGUUGAAGAAAUAGCUCAAAUACUUAAAUUAAAAACAGAAGCUGUAUUUUUAAUAGGUAAAGAGAAUUUGAAUUCUGAGUUUAAAAGUAAUUUAUAGAAAAGAGAGUACUUUUAAAAUUAAAGUGAGGAGUAUUGGAAAACAUAUGGUAUAGUAAAGGAGAAUUUAUCAUUAAGUGGAUCUAAUGAAGUAGAUAACAGUUUAGUUUAAAUUGCAAACUCUCUUUACAGUGUGAGUACUAAUUGCACUUUAAUCACUACAAGUAUAGAAGAUGGUCUCCGAGCAGCAUUAUUUUAAAAUAUUAAUAGAGAAAAUUUAGAUGAUAAUAGUAAAAGUAAUUAAAUAGGAUGCUUGAAUUAGUUUGAAUAAUAGUAAAAUUAAAGUACAUAGCAAAAAGAAGAAGAAGAAGAAAUUAAUUUAGAUAAAAAUACUAGGCAAAUGACAAAUUAUGAAGUAGUAAAAAGUGUUUAUUAUGAAGAUGAAGAAUAUAAGUCAACUUUUAAAGAAAUGGAUAAUUUUGAAAAACAAGGUGUUUAGUAUGAUUUUGAUUUAUUUUCGGGUAAGUAUAACUAUUUUUAGAUCCAUGGCAAUAUUAACUUUAUCAGAUGCUCAAGCAAUUAAUGUAAAAACAAAAAUAAAUCAGAGUUUUUAAACUCGUAUGGUCCUAUAUAUGAUUUAAAAAGUUGCCCUGAGUGUUAAUGCCCAAUGAGGCCUCAUAUUAAAUUUGAUGAUGAAGAAACUGACGAAAAUAUUUAUAAUGUUGAUUGGAUUAAAUCUAAAGUAAACCAACUAGACUGUUUGAUUCUAGUAGGCUUAAACGAAGAUGAAAAAAAUGAACCAUUUUAUAAAGAAUUAAUUUAAAAAAGUAUCGAGUAUGGAAUUUUAAUAAUAGAAAUAUCAAUCCAACCUUAAUUAGAAAUUGGUCAUAUAAAAUAAUUAAUAGGAUAUCCAUAAGAAAUGAUUAUAUUAUUGAGAGAUUAAUUGCUUUAUAGUUGA